Molecule: messenger RNA, 3908 nt
Organism: Antechinus flavipes (yellow-footed antechinus)
Lineage: Eukaryota; Metazoa; Chordata; Mammalia; Dasyuromorphia; Dasyuridae
Gene: LRMDA
Product: leucine rich melanocyte differentiation associated
Exons: 7
Coding region: 235-915 (226 amino acids)
Biological process (GO): melanocyte differentiation
Molecular function (GO): protein binding
Source: RefSeq, a predicted model, not a curated record
AGCUCCGGCCGGCCUCUGGGCGCUGCGAGCCGCAGCCUCCGCCUUUCCGCCCCCAUCAGCUGACUGUGCCGUGCGGAAGGAACAGGCGCCAGUAGCCCGCGAGCUGAGCCGAGCCUAGCCGAGCCGUGGCCCGUUCUGGCCUCCGCGCUCCUGCCCUGUACGCCCUGCGCCCGCCCCGGCCUAUCCCGUUCCCAUCCAGCCCAGCCCAGGUCCUCCCCUGGCUCCGCGCCCACUAUGGCAGGGCUCGUGGUCAGUGGAACCCAAGUGUCCUACAUUGGUCAGGACUGCAGAGAAAUUCCAGAGCACCUUGGCAGGGACUACGGCCACUUCGCAAAGAGACUGGAUCUGAGCUUCAACUUGCUGAGGUCACUGGAAGGACUGAGCGCAUUCACGGGGCUGGAGGAGCUGAUCUUGGACAACAACCUUCUUGGAAACGACCUUGCGUUGCCAGGGUUACCCAGGCUCCAUACCUUAACGCUCAACAAGAACCAAAUCACAGACUUGGAGGGGCUCCUGGACCAUUUGGCCAAAGCGACGCCUGCCCUGGAAUAUCUCAGCCUGCUAGGCAAUAUGGCUUGUCCCAACGAGCUGGUCAGCUUGGAAAAGGAUGAAGAUGAUUACAAGAGAUACAGAUGCUUUGUCCUGCACAAGCUGCCCAACCUGAAAUUUCUGGAUGCAAAGAAAGUCACAAAGUGGGAGCGUGAGGAAGCCCUGGUGAGAGGGAAAUUCAUGAAAGUAGUGAAGCCCAAGGCCGCUGAGGAUGUUGCUCCUGAAUCUUCUCAGUUGCCAUAUACACCUCUACCUCCCGGCUCCCGAUCACUGACCAGUCACAAAGGUGUUCUAGGAAGGUGUCACUAUGUUUACUAUGGGAAAAACUCCGAGGGCAACAGGUUUAUUCGAGAUGAUCAGCUCUAAGGCUGAGACCAGCUUGCCCGGCCCAAUUUCUUGAGAAUAAAUAACAGGAAGAAAAAAGAAAGAAACAAAGAAAAGAAGAAAAAAAAAAGGAAGAAAAUAAAAAAAAAACCCCAAUCAACUCAAGCCAUGUUUGCGCCAUCAAGGAAGCCUCCUCAGCCCUCGAGUACCUUGUGCUGACUUUGCCAGACUUGUCAAGAUCAUCCUCCUGUCUUAGUGGGAAUCGUCACAUCGAGAUUGACAUGAUUGCCUUUAAGCAGGUCUCCUCCACCAGCAUGACAGACAGCUGCAGCCGGGCAUCCGGGCUGACAGGAUGAACACCAUGAUAGAUUGCCUGGUCCAUCCACAGCUCGCUGGGGAGCAGAGGUCACACCUGGGGCCCCGUAAGCAUGCUCAGUUAGCUUUUGCCAGUCAGAAAGCCUCCUGUCUUCAGCCUGCCUGUUGAGUGAGAGCUGUGUGGAAUAUCCAGAUGGUUUUUUACAAAACAAAAGUGGUUCUGAUGGUAGGGAAGGGCAGGGAGGCUUCAGUUCCCCUCUGUGUGUUCCCAAGAUAGAUUCUCCCAUUUCACACAUACACGCCCGUCGAACCCCUUACUCCCACCCUUCCCCUCCCCCCAGCCCCCAAAGCAUCUUUAUCACAAGCAGAGCUUCAAGGUCUAUCAUUUCUCUGAGGAAGGAUAUUUGCUGUCAGGGAUAUUUCGUGACUUGCUUCCAAAUGAUACAAACUCCUGGUUUUAGUAAAUAUUUUCCCCCAAGUCAAGAAACCAAAUCAGUUAGUUUGGGAUCAGUAAUGGGCUCCCACAUCCCAGACUUAGGUUGCUCCCACUCCAGUCAGGCCUUUGGAUGGUGUUUUGAAACCUGGAUCCUUUCUGGUUUGGUGGCAGGCCUGUUUCUAUCGCCUAUAUUCCAAACCUUGUCUUUGUCCAUACUUGGACUAGUAUAUUUUUAUUAGUUAUUGUCUUUCUGGUCUGGACACAAUUGCAAAGCAAGUAAAGCAAAUCUAUAUCUGGUUUGCCCCUCCUUGGGGCAUCUGUUUUGAGAUUUCUUUAUUAAAUCACCAAGAGAUAUGAAAUAGGAUGACUUUAAAAAGCACACAAUGAAUUGAAGGGAGAAGAAAUUGUCUCCCCCUAUCCCUGUUUUUCAGAAAAAAAAAAAAUAUAUAUAUAUAGAUCUCUUGACCAUCAUGUCUGUCAGAGGAGCUUUUGGGAAUGAAAAUACGCCAUUGGAAAGGCAAUUGAGAAAAUAGUGGAUGAAACAGAAAAGAAAGCCUUGACUUUGUUUCUUUAAUUUAAAUUCAGACUAAGUACUUAGCAUUCUGUUAUCUCCGCAGAUUUCCCAAAGCAAGAUUAAUUGAAAGGAGGCCAGAUCUAAAAGAUGAACCUUUCAAAAUGCAAUCCUGAAAGAGAAUCCUUCUCUAAGUUGGUAAAUAUCAAGUCUUUCCAGUAGCCAAUUGACCAUUCCAUCUUGAUGGAUAUGUAAGACCAUCGGCCUUCCAUGUCCUCGGAUGGACAAUCUGGAACUUACUUCUUGAAAUGAUUACAGGCUUAAAAGAGUUCCUGGCAUAAGGAUUCAAUAGUCAUGACAAAUGAAUAAGACAGCAGACCGAGGGAGCAAAGUUCCUAUCUUGAUUAUAUAGCUUUCACUAAUUAAUUACUUAGAAAAAAAUUGUAAUGUGGUCCUUAAAGGAAAAAAAAAGAAUUAGAGGUGUCCUUUUUUUUUGUAUUUUUCCUUGGACAUAAAUAAUGGGAGAGAAAUUACCUUUCUCUCUGAUUUGAACAACAGCACCAGGGGAAUGCCUAGAGUUAGCUGCAUUGGAACCCCACCCUAGCUCUUUGCUAAGAAACAUCAACACAUGUUUUGUCCACAACAUAUUAUGGGCAGCAAGAGUUCUGGGCAGGGGCAGCAAGACUAGUCCAAUGUCAUAUUCAAUCUGGCAGCACAUAUAUCCUUGUCUUUAUAAAAGGCUUUAACCCUGCCUCAAACAAUAAAAAAGCACUUGCGAACUGACCACAGAAUUUUUCCAUCUUUAUUUUUCUUACUUGUUUACUUUUCUUAAUGUCAGAACCAUUUGUAUCAAGUUCAGGAAUGUCUCCCUCAAUGCAAGCUUUAGAGGCACAAAUAUUUUCGGAAUGAGCUGUGGACCACAUUUAUGCCUCUCCCUGUGUGGUGUUUAUUAUUUUUCCUCCUCCAAACGGUGUAGGAACUUGAAUUAAGAUUCGCUUAAUUAUAAUUUCUGAAAAGGUCACCCCUCCCAUCUAUUCUUCUUGAACAAGACACAGUAAGCUUGGCUCUCACUUUCAAAGGGAUAAUGGUUUUGAAUUCACGGGAAGUUGCUGAUGGCUAUGGCAGUUCCCCGAACAUCAUUUGCUGGAGGUUGAGCCUCAGGCUUCAGCCUGACCUGUCAGCAAUGAAAUUGGUCAGUCACGUGGUCCCAAUGGGGUUCUCCUAAUUCUGGAUUUUCCAAGUAAUUAGAAAGGCUGCAGAGAGAUAUGUAAUUUCCUCUCUCCCCCAGGGAUAAAUUCAGGUACAACCCUCUUCUUCCUCUUCCUUUGGGACAGGUUUCCCCCUUGCUUACCCUUUUCUAGAUCCCUGUUUGCUUGCUAGGCUGGAAAAUAAUGUCCCCUUGCACUCUCUACCCCAAAAUCUUGCUCUGGCUUUAGAAAUACAGGGACCCGGGAUUCUACUAAGCCACAUUGAGGACUGAGCCUCCCAAUGCCUCAGGGAAUGUUAGUACAAGUUCCUUCCUAAGCAACAUAAUUUUAUAGGACAAUUUGUUCCUUGAGAAAUUAUGCUUUGGAUUGUAGGAAUCUUAUUAAAAGUACAACUAUUGCAAUCACUUACAUUUACUCUUACCAGGCUUGCUCAUAAAGCCUCCAUCUGUGUAUUUCUUUAAAUAGAUACACAUUAGAAGAGAUUAUCUCUGGAUGGGCUAUGUCUCUGGGUGCUGUAUGUUUUCAUGUAUUCAUGUAUACCAAAGAAUAAAAGAAAAGCAAACUA